Messenger RNA from Syngnathoides biaculeatus (alligator pipefish), 2481 nucleotides. Its product is annotated as cyclic nucleotide-gated cation channel beta-3-like. The coding region runs from base 1 to 2382 and encodes 793 amino acids. Gene Ontology annotation, cellular component: photoreceptor outer segment; intracellular cyclic nucleotide activated cation channel complex; plasma membrane. The record is from RefSeq and is a predicted model, not a curated record. Gene Ontology annotation, biological process: monoatomic cation transmembrane transport. Lineage: Eukaryota; Metazoa; Chordata; Actinopteri; Syngnathiformes; Syngnathidae. The transcript has 18 exons. Gene Ontology annotation, molecular function: intracellularly cAMP-activated cation channel activity; protein-containing complex binding; intracellularly cGMP-activated cation channel activity.
AUGGACGACUCCAAAAGAAGGGAGCGGUCAGAAGGAAUUAUUCGAGUUAGAGGAAUUAAUUGCGUCAGUCCCUUGUUUGUUGUUGUGAGAGUCGGACAACGCCGCGGUGUCCCAGGAUUCUUCGAGUCACAAAACAAGUUCGGGGGGUUUGUUGACAGCAGCCUGAAGACGACUGCCAUGUUCACAAGAUUAAAAAAGUUAGUCGGGGCUCCUGAGCCCCCGGCAGCCCAGGCUGCUCCUGAGCCAUCUCCGGCCAUUCCACCAGCUAAGCCUCUUGAAACAAAGCAAGAGACCACGCAACCAAAGGAGGAUGUGAAGCAAGAGGAGGAAAGGAAAGAAGAACCAACAAAAGGAGAGAACAAACAAGUUGAAGAAAAGAAAGAGGAAGAAACCAAGAAAGAACAGCCAAAGUCAGGUCCUGCUUCAGCUGCUCCAGCAGCUCCUGUAGAUGCUGUCAGUCCAGAGGGAGCAGGAGGUGAAGCGAAUGCAGCAUCACCUCCUCCACCUCCUGUUGUUUACUUCCGUUACACAGACGAAACUCUCAGAUGGUUGGUCAAGACGAUGAGGGAGCGAACGGAGACACUCAAAGAGAAAGUCAUUGAUCCAUAUGCCAGCUCUCCAGAAAUCAGUCCACCUGUCACUCCCAUCCUGAAGAAGGAGGAAUACUACAGACUGAAGGAAGAGGAGCGAAUAGCAAAAGAAGAAGCGGAAAAGAAGAAGGCGGAGGAGGCUGCCAAAAAGGCAGAGGAGAAGAAAAAGAAGGAUGAGGAGAAGAGGCUGGAGGCAGAGAAAAAAGCAGAAGAGGAAAGAUUGGCAGAGGAGGCCAGGAAGAAAGGCAAGCGCCUCCCAGGUGUCGUCUUUUCCUACUUGGACACCCUCUUCCGGCCUAUAGAAGAAAAGCUGGAUAAAGUACUGGGAUGCACCAUAGACCCGUUUACUGAUCGCCGUUACAUCGCUUGGUUGGCCAUUGUAGCAGUGGCAUACAACUACAAUAUUUGGUUUUGCUCCGCCCGCUUGGCUUUCCCCUUCCAUAACGACACGGCAAACCGAUACUGGAUAGUUUUUGACAUCCUGAGCGACCUAGUGAAUUUUGUAGACAUCAUGGUUUGGCAGCCUCGGCUUCAGUUUGUCAAAACUGGGGAUAUUAUUAAAGACAGGGCCAUGACAAAAGAACAUUAUCGGAAAUCGACUCGAUUUAAGACUGACAUCAUCUCCAUCCUCCCCUUUGACCUUCUCUGCCUACACUUUCAAUUCUCUACCAUUUACAGACUCAACCGCUUCAUGAGGAUUGAGUCGUUCUUUGAAUUUAGUGAUCGACUUGAAAGCAUCAUGGCCAAAGCCUACAUCUGGAGAGUGGCUCGGACCACAGGCUACCUGCUCUACAGCCUCCAUCUCAAUGCGUGUGCUUUCUACGUUGCCUCCGUCCACCAGGGCCUUAACACCACUACAUGGGUCUACAACGGAAAGGGGAUUGCGUACAUACGCUGCUAUUACUUUGCAGUGCGCAGCCUGAUCAACAUCGGUGGGCUACCAGAGCCUACAACCAUCUUUGAGAUUGCCUUCCAAAUGACCAACUUUUUCCUUGGUGUCUUUGUGUUCUCCAGCCUGAUUGGGCAGAUGAGAGAUGUCAUUGGAGCAGCAACGGCAGGUCAGACGUAUUUUCGGGCAUCCAUGGAUGGCUGUGUAUCUUACAUGAACACCUACACGAUUCCAAAGUAUGUCCAGAACAGAAUAAGGACCUGGUACAACUACACCUGGGCUGCUCAGGGCAUGCUUGAUGAGUCCGAGCUGCUGGAUAAGAUGCCUCUUGUGAUGAGAACCGCCAUUGCUGUGGACAUAAACCUGGCUACCUUCCAGAAGAUUGCUCUCUUUCAGGGCUGUGACCAGCAGAUGUUGGUGGACAUGCUACUGAGGCUCAAAUCUAUUGUCUUUCUUCCUGGAGAUUUUGUCGUGAAGAAAGGCGACAUCGGUAAAGAGAUGUAUAUCAUCAAAAGUGGAGCGGUGCAGGUAGUGGGAGGACCUGAUAACAGUAUAGUGUUUGUCACACUCAAGGCUGGCUCUGUGUUUGGAGAGAUCAGUCUACUGCAGUCUGCCAAAGAUGGAGGCAACAGACGGACGGCAAAUGUAAAAGCGUAUGGCUUCGCUAACCUCUUUGUUUUGGAGAAGAAGGAUUUGUUUGAUAUCCUGGUGCACUACCCUGAGUCUCAAAAGGUUCUGGCCAGGAAGGGAAGGAAACUGACCAAGGCCAAAGCUCCCACAGGUGUUAAAGAUGAGGAAAAGCCAAAAGGUCUGGCUCUUUUUGGUCCAAAACCACCAACACCAAAGAUUAUGAAAGCAUUUGCCAACUUGCACAAACUCAAGAAACAAACGCAGAACCAGUGAAACAGACUGGGAAGAGGUUCAACUGAAUGUGGACUGGCAUCAAAUGAUUACAGACAUGAUAAUUAACAUAUUGGAUUUUUUAAUUUUUGUGUAUUUUGG